AUGGCGGCGGCGGCGGCGGAGGAGAAGGACAAGGACAAGGAGGCGGACGACGACACCGACGCCAAUGCGGCGGCCACCGAGGGCCGGGUGCGGGCUUGGGCGGCGGCGCAGGCGGCGCGCGGGCGGCGCGUGGCGCUGGUGACGUCGGGCGGCACGCAGGUGCCGCUGGAGGCGCGGGCCGUGCGCUUCCUGGAGAACUUCAGCAGCGGCCGGCGCGGCGCCGCCUCGGCCGAGCGGCUGGUGCGGGCGGGCUACGCCGUGUGCUUCCUGCACCGCGCCCGCUCCGCCUUCCCCUGGGCCCGCGCCCUGCCGCCGCCCGGGCCCGCGCUGCUGGACGCGCUCCGCCUCACGCCGGGGCCGCCGCCCGGCGUGGCCGCCGCGCCCGCCGCGCUGCCCGCGCUGCUGCCCGCGCUCCGCGAGUACCGCCGCGCCACCGAGGCGGGCGCGCUGCUCGCCAUCGAGUUCACCGGGCUCGUGGAGUACCUGGCGCUGCUGCGCGCCGCCGCCCGCGCCCUGGCGCCGCUCGGCUCCAGCGUCAUGUUCUACCUGGCCGCCGCCGUCUCGGAUUUCUACAUCCCGCUCUCCGAGAUGCCCGAGCACAAGAUCCAGUCCUCGGAGGGGCCCCUGCAGAUCACAAUGAAGAUGGUGCCAAAAAUGCUGUCACCCCUGGUCAAAGACUGGGCCCCUGAGGCCUUUGUGAUUUCCUUCAAACUGGAGACGGAUCCCCAGAUCCUCCUGGACAAAUCUCGGCAGGCUCUGGAGAAAUACCGGCACCAGGUGGUGGUGGCCAACGUGCUGGAGUCGCGGAGAACCUCCGUCAUCAUCGUCACCAGGGACUCCCAGACCCCCCUGUCCCUGUCCAGCGAGGAGAUAGCGCAAGGCGUGGAGAUAGAGGAGAAGAUUGUGAGCUACCUGCAGGGCCAGCACACUGCCUUUAUAGAGAGGAAAGGCUGAGGAGCAGCUGGGAGGAAACAAGGGAAUGGUGCUGCAGGGGGAGCGGGACUGGAGCCCGGGCAGGUGCACAAACCAGUCCCACAGGGCACGGGAGGGCCCGCCAACACUGUCACUUCCACACAGCCUGGCCGUGGUGGCUCUGUAAAAGAGAAAUACAUGGAAGUGAAACCAUUCCAAAGGAUAUUUGUCCUGGUGUCUGAAGGAGGAAAGAAGCUUGUUUCUGUCCCGUGGGCUGGGAGGACGAGAAGUGGCGAAGGUCUCUGUAUAUAAAGAAUUUUUUGAAUCUC
Molecule: messenger RNA, 1241 nt
Organism: Passer domesticus (house sparrow)
Lineage: Eukaryota; Metazoa; Chordata; Aves; Passeriformes; Passeridae
Gene: PPCS
Product: phosphopantothenoylcysteine synthetase
Exons: 3
Coding region: 1-954 (317 amino acids)
Biological process (GO): coenzyme A biosynthetic process
Cellular component (GO): cytoplasm; nucleus
Molecular function (GO): phosphopantothenate--cysteine ligase activity
Source: RefSeq, a predicted model, not a curated record